Molecule: messenger RNA, 1129 nt
Organism: Nasonia vitripennis (jewel wasp)
Lineage: Eukaryota; Metazoa; Arthropoda; Insecta; Hymenoptera; Pteromalidae
Product: serine/threonine-protein kinase Nek8
Exons: 7
Coding region: 90-977 (295 amino acids)
Biological process (GO): protein phosphorylation
Cellular component (GO): cytoplasm
Molecular function (GO): ATP binding; protein serine/threonine kinase activity
Source: RefSeq, a predicted model, not a curated record
ACUAUCGUAUAGUCUGUUAUCAUCCAGUCUUGAGACGUUAGACAGGUAUUAGUAGUGCUAGUCGAACUGCUUGUGAUAUAGCCGUCAAAAUGCAAAAUCGUAAUUUUCAAUUCGAAGCUUUGCUGGGAAAAGGAACUUUUGGGAAAGUGUAUCUCGUCAAACGUCGUAAAGAUUCCAAGCAAUUCGUCAUCAAGGAGCAAGAACAAAAUUCUAGUAAUGCUUGGAUCAAUAAGAUGAUAACGGCAGAGGUAGAGUGUAUGCAAAUUUUAAGACACCCCAACGUUGUUUCAUAUUAUGGCGCUUGGCAGGAGUCUAAAAACUUUUAUAUUUUAAUGGAAUAUGCUGCUCACGGAACGUUGAGAAAUCUUUUAGAUAACCGAUCCAGCCCGUUGCUAGAGCAAGAUUGUUUAUAUCUUUUUGCUCAAGUCGUUAUGGGUGUUCAUCAUAUACAUUCAAAAAAUAUAUUACAUAGGGACUUAAAGCCAGAUAAUAUAAUGUUGACUGGACGCAUGGGAGAUAUAGUAAAAAUCGGCGAUUUUGGAUUAUCAAGAGAUUUGCGAGAGAACAACUUGAGUCACGCUGGAUCCUACUGUUAUAUUGCCCCAGAAAUGCUAAAAAAAGAGCCAUACGAUUUAAAAAUUGACGUUUGGAGCAUGGGUGUAGUUUUGUACGAGAUGCUUACUCAAGAACUUGCUUUUUCAGUAACGACUUUCAAGGAAGCAGUAGAUAUGGUGUGCAAUCGAAAACCAAUAUUAUUUAGAUCGUCUAAGGUGUCUAAAGAAAGUAGAAUUAUGGUCUAUAAGAUGCUGCAGCAAAGGGCUAAACUACGACCGACUACUCGUCUUCUUUUACUCUGUCCAUAUCUUGCUCCAUAUGUUGCCAAAGUGUACUUGAAUCUAGGACGUUCAUAUUCGACUUCUUCCCAAACUUUUGGAUUCAGUAUUUUUAAUCAAUUUCUUAAAACACCGCUGAAGUAACUACAUUGUGCUAUGAAUGUGCCUAAUUUGUUUUAACAUUAGAAGAUAAUCUCGCAGCAGUUGGACGCGCUAAAAAAUAAUUUCAGGAAUAUUAGUAUAAAUAUAUUUUAGAUUGAGAAUGAAUUAAACAUUUUAAAAAUACAAAUUUAGAU